UCCUCUUCAGCAAUCAUUGCCAGUCAUUAGCUCCUCAGGAAGGAAUGAAGUUUCAUCUAUCCAAUAUAGAAAACUGAACAGUUCAGACCAGUUGUUUCCUGUGCUAUGGUGAAGUUGCUGCUCCAGGGAGAUGAUGAACUGAGAGCUUUGGCGAUCUGGGGAACCACAACAUGAAGGCAGUGACUUAUGAUAAUGUGCAUAUCAACUUCACUGAGGAAGAGUGGAAUUUGCUGGAUUCUUCCCAGAAGAAUCUCUACAAAGAUGUGAUGCUGGAGACCUACAGGAACCUCACUACUAUAGGAUACAUUUGGGAAGAACAUAAUAGUAAAGAACAUUGUCAACUUUCUAGAAGACAUGAAAGGAUUGAAAGAAAUAAUUCUGGAAAGAAACUUUCAGUGACUUCUCAAUGUGUUAAAGCCUUGGCAUAUGACAGCUUCAGAGGAAUAAAAGAACACAUGAUAUUGAGAAUCCCUUAAAAAAAAACUGAACA
Molecule: messenger RNA, 490 nt
Organism: Microtus ochrogaster (prairie vole)
Lineage: Eukaryota; Metazoa; Chordata; Mammalia; Rodentia; Cricetidae
Product: zinc finger protein 431-like
Exons: 1
Coding region: 171-476 (101 amino acids)
Source: RefSeq, a predicted model, not a curated record